AUGACACUGAAGGAAAAGAAGAGUCUUGAACACGUGGACAUGAAGGGCAAAAAGGUGCUCAUCCGGGUGGACUUCAACGUGCCUGUGAAGGAUGGGAAGAUCACGAAUGACUACCGCAUCCGCUCGGCUCUGCCGACGAUCCAGAAGGUGCUGAAGGAGGGUGGCAGCUGUGUGCUGAUGAGUCAUCUUGGCCGCCCAAAGGGUGUGUCGAUGACGGCUGCGGCAUCUGGAGGGAGCGGAGUGCCCGGCUACGAAGCAGCGGCUACACUGAAACCCGUGGCGGAGCGCCUCGGCGAGCUACUUGGCUCCCCCGUGACGUUUGUUGCUGACUGCCUCAACGCGGCUGCAGAAGUGGAGAAGAUGGCCCCCGGUUCUGUUACGCUCCUGGAGAACGUGCGCUUUUACACUGAGGAGGGCAGCAAAAAGGAAGAUGAGCGCAUUGCAAUGGCUCGCGUGUUGGCAUCCUACGGUGAUAUAUACGUCAGCGAUGCAUUUGGCACAGCACAUCGCGAGAGUGCAACAAUGACAGGUAUCCCAAAGGUCCUUGGUCACGGUUAUGCUGGUUAUCUCAUGGAAAAGGAGAUUGAAUACUUUGCCAAGGUCCUGGGCAAUCCAACACGUCCCCUGGUGGCGAUUGUUGGUGGUGCUAAGGUAAGUGACAAGAUUCAGCUCCUGGACAAUAUGCUGCAGCGCAUUGACUACCUCAUCAUUGGUGGCGCCAUGGCAUACACCUUCCUGAAGGCGCAAGGCCACAAGAUCGGUAUCUCGAUGUGCGAAGAAGACAAACUGGACCUGGCACGUUCAUUGCUGAAGAAGGCUGAGGAUCGCAAGGUUGAGCUACUUCUGCCCCUUGAUCACGUGUGCAACAAGGAAUUCAAGGCUGUGGACUCACCUCUGGUGACAGAGGGCGUGGACAUCCCCGAUGGCUACAUGGCACUUGACAUCGGCCCCAAGACCAUCGCAAAGUACGUGGAUACUAUUGCGAAGUGCAAGAGUGCGAUUUGGAAUGGGCCGAUGGGUGUAUUUGAGAUGACACCGUACUCGAAGGGCACUUUUGCUAUUGCGAAGGCUAUGGGCGACGGGACGCAGCACCACGGGCUUUUGAGCAUCAUUGGCGGUGGUGACAGUGCAAGCGCCGCGGAAUUGAGCGGUGAGGCGCCUCGCAUGUCGCAUGUCUCUACUGGAGGAGGUGCAUCGCUGGAG
Messenger RNA from Trypanosoma theileri, 1203 nucleotides. RefSeq names its product phosphoglycerate kinase. The transcript has a single exon. The annotation marks the transcript as partial. Gene Ontology annotation, biological process: glycolytic process; gluconeogenesis. NCBI's taxonomy places the organism in Eukaryota, Euglenozoa, Kinetoplastea, Trypanosomatida, Trypanosomatidae. Gene Ontology annotation, molecular function: phosphoglycerate kinase activity; ATP binding; ADP binding. The record is from RefSeq and is a predicted model, not a curated record. Gene Ontology annotation, cellular component: cytosol.